This is a messenger RNA of Physella acuta, 2188 nucleotides long. RefSeq lists its product as uncharacterized. The record is from RefSeq and is a predicted model, not a curated record. NCBI's taxonomy places the organism in Eukaryota, Metazoa, Mollusca, Gastropoda, Physidae.
CGGAAGUUGUCUAACCUAACUUCUACACGAUAUCAAAAUCCACUCAAGGUUCAGUUACGUUUAGGCUGAACUGGCUGAGACUGUUUUAACUAACCGGGUGUAGCAGAAAUCAAACGAUGGUCGUUCUGCGCAUGCUGUUCAACGCGAAGUCAACCAGGGCGUUGUUCUUCCUCCUCCUCAGCUGGGUUCCAAUCUUGGUGUUCAUCUACACGUCCAUGACCUUCCACCAGAAAGCCCGCAACGCCACACAACCGACGACUCGCGUUCAAGCCUGCGUGCACCCUACACUGCAGUUAGGAGACCCAGCCAUACUUCGGAGUACGUACACCGUGAAAGCCCCCAUUUGCACGAGCACAGACUUGGUCCAAGUUACGAACGGGACAGUCCAACUUUUAACCGACAGAGAAUGUGAUUACACCCCUAUACACAGAGUAAACGACGACAAGAUCCACUAUGGUAAAGUCGUGAAAAACAUCCCCGACGGUUUCCGGAUUUCGACGGAUUUUUUCAAAAUCUACUGCGAUCGGAAAACGGAGUACCACGCCAGUGCGGCGUUCAAGAAUGAACUCUGGAAGCGAAAGGAAGCGGAUCUUAGAGACGGGUUUGGCGGGCUCGGUAUCGCGAUGCUGGGCUUUGAUUCCGUGUCGCGGAUGGCGUGGCUGAGGCAGAUGCCGAAGACCAGGAACUACUUCCUCCAGCUGGGCGCCAUCGAGCUCCAGAGCCACAACAUCGUGGGCGACGGCACCACGGCGGUGUUUCUACCCAUGCUGACCGGCAAGUUUGAGUGGGAACUGCCGGAAUGCCGGCGGAAAUUUAAUAACGCUAAAUAUAUGGACAAGUUCCCCUUUCUGUGGCACCCGUUUAAAGACGCUGGGUACCUCACUUCUUGGUGCAACGGGGACCCGACGGCAGCGCCUUUCAACUACCGGAUGCUUGGGUUCAACCAUCAGCCCACAGACUUCUACACCCGGCCGUUCUACUUAGCCAUGAACAAGAGGAGGCAGUACCAGAACUAUUGUAUCGGCUCGGUGCUGGCCAGCCGAGUGUGGUUAAACUACUUCCGGGAUAUUUUCACCGUCUAUUAUAAGAAGCGGAAGUUCCUGAUUCACUUCCUGGUGGAGAUGAGUCACGACAACAACAAUUUGUUGAACCAGAUGGACGCAGACCUAAGGGACCUAAUUGAGUUUCUCAACAACGGCGACUAUCUGAACAACACUGUCUUGGUGCUCAUGGGGGACCACGGUGCCAGGUACCACCAGGUCAGGUACACCUGGCAAGGUAAAAUGGAAGAGAGGCUGCCCUACUUCUCCUUCCUGUUCCCCAAAUGGUUUGAAGAGAAAUACCCCGAGGCCAUCCAAAACCUGCGGACAAACACCCGUAGACUGACCACGCCUUUUGAUAUCCACGAGACGUUGAAAGAUUUUUUACAUUUUGAUGGGACGGGGGUGGGGAAUGUCUCCAAAAGAGGGAUCAGUUUGUUUAAGGAGAUUCCAUUGGAGCGGACUUGCGAGCAUGCAAAGAUUGCGCCACAUUGGUGCGCAUGUCUGGAUUGGAAGAAAGUCUCUUUUAAAGAUAAAAAAGUGAAAAGAGCGCUAAGCGUGGCGCUGAAAACAAUCAACGGCUUCACCCAGCGUUACAGGAAAGAGUGUGCCUUGCUGUCCGUUCAAAGUAUCGACGCCGCCGUCACCUACGAAACCAGGAAAGAGAUCCUCAAAUUUUUACACACCGACACCAACGGCGGAAUCUACAAGGUCAACCUGACCCACAACGGUCAGAACGAGCUGGCCUUGUACCAGCUGACCUUCACUACUUCCCCCGGCGGGGGUCAGUUCGAGGUCACGGUCACGAACGACAUUGCCCGGAAACAGUACCACCUGCCGGAAGACCAAAUCAGCCGGAUAAACAAAUAUGGCGACGAUCCCAAGUGUAUUUUGGAGAAGAACAGACAACUCCGUGCAUACUGUUACUGCAACAACACCAACCAGACGGAAAGCGCUGUGUAACACCCCCCCCCCCACACCGACAAUGCCCCUAAAAAAUAACAGUUUAGUCGUUAUCUCGUUAUUUUUCAUCAGUAUAUUCGUGAUUUUGCUCCAUCUGUUUCUCUUCCACAAUGCUAUACUAUAUUAUAUUUAGACCAUCGCAAGCCGGUAGCUAACAAUUUGUGUCAAAUUUAGUUGUUACUUGC